Molecule: messenger RNA, 417 nt
Organism: Trifolium pratense (red clover)
Lineage: Eukaryota; Viridiplantae; Streptophyta; Magnoliopsida; Fabales; Fabaceae
Exons: 4
Coding region: 1-417 (138 amino acids)
Source: RefSeq, a predicted model, not a curated record
AUGUAUGCUUCAGGAUGGGGUGAGGGGGGUGAGGCUUGGGUGUGGCGGAGGCAGCUGAGGGCAUGGGAGGAGGAGAUGUUGGGAGAGUGUCAGUCUUUACUACUCACCAUUAUCUUGCAGACUCAUUCUUUUGACAGGUGGCAGUGGCGUCCUGAACCUGAUACAGGUUACUCUGUUAGAGGAGCUUAUAAGCUUCUUACUUCUCAUGUUUCGGCUACUUUGGAUGAUGCGGAUAACCUUAUUUGGCACCCUCAGGUUCCUUUGAAGGUUUCCAUAUUCGCAUGGCGCUUAUUGCGUGACAGCUUAUCUUGCAAGAAAAUUGGUGUUAAUGACAAGGUAAAUGCUGAGUGUGGUAGAAUUAAAAGCACUAGUCAACCUCCGCAACAGACAAAUUCUGCUACAAAGAAUCAGUAUUAA